AUGAGGAAACGAAGAACUAAGAAUCAGUGCAAGAUUUUGGCGCAACAUCAAACAACGAAUGCAUCUGUAAACAGUCAUCAAAAGUCAACCUCAACCUCAAGUCCAAGUUCAAACUCAGGCUCAAGCUCAAGUGAAAAUACAAAUCUAGACCUUGUAUUAGACCCAUCAGACACACACGCAUCCGACUACGACUCAUCUUCCGAAGAUCUUAUACCUAUUAUUCGUUCUCAGCCUCGACCUUGGUCCAAAUCAUCUUCUUUGGCAAGAUUGGUGAAUUCUUCACCUUGGCCAUUGGAUCAGUUACUCAGAGGUAGCUUAUGGAUUCUGCAUCAAUUCUAUCUGGAAUUGUCAAGUAUGGCAAUCGGAUUAUCGAGUUGGUGGGGAGGAGGUGAAAGUAGUUUAUCAACAAAGGUCGAAUUGAUGCCACUUGACAAAGAGAAGAAGGUCAAAAGAAGAAGAAGAAAAGUUGAGAAUGACCAUAUCUACAAAACAGAUUCAAACAAUCAUUUCCCAGGAAUGGUAAAUCUUUCCGGGACAUUGUGUUACAUGAACUCAGUGCUUCAAGCGUUUGCGUCGAUCACAUCACUGGUCAAUUAUUUAGAUAAAAUACUAGAAUUGGCUGUUGAGAGUGAUACUCCUACUCCUGUAACCGAUGCUUUAUUGGACGUGAUACAGGAGCUCAAUACUCCACAUCCCAGUUCCCCACCAGCUCUUCGUCCACAUAACCUUCUGAUCGCAUUACAUCCUCUUCCUCAAAUUCGGCGUCUACUUUCUACUAGAGAACAGCAAGAUGCCCAUGAAUUAUUCAUUGUUUUAGCAGAAGCAAUAUCAGAUGAAGCUGUAAAAGUUGCUGGUGAGAUAGCGAAGAUACGUGGAUUAGGUGAAAUCUUAUCCCUUCAAAAAUACACCAAUGCGAAGAGAACAAUGGGUGGAAGAGCUGAUCUUGAAGGAGCUCAGAAACGAAAGAAAAUCAGAGGCGUAGCGCAACCUUGGGAAGGUCUGAUGGCUAGAAGGAGGGUUUGUCAGAAAUGCGGUUCAAGUGGAGAAGUCAGAAUGGAUCUUGUCGGUGGAAUGGAGUUAGCGAUUCCUUUGCAUGGCGAUGUGACACUCGACUCGUGUAUAGCUGAAUACCUGUCCCCCGAGUACCUCUCUGAUGUCACUUGCGAAGCGUGCUCCUUACGGUUUACACUAUCGUACUACAAAUCGGAAGUCGAACGGCUUUCAUCUGCACCUAACGCUUCAACCGCGAAACCCAAAUUAGAGGAUAAUCCUCCUACAGCGCUAGGAUCAUUCUCAGCUCUGGAUGGUUUAUCAACGCUGUCUUCAUCAUCAGAUGAUAAAAUGACGAAUUCUCGUAGGAAACGUGCCCGAGACGCCAGAAGAGUCGAAAACAGAUUACAAGAAAUGCUAGAUUCUGAUUCGAUAACGAAUUUUGGCGAAUCAUUUAUACCUCCAGCCGAUGGUUCAGCAGGAACAACGCCAAUACCGAUUAAGUGGCAAACGGUAAGAACGAACUCAAUUAGACAAAGUAGACUUACUCGUCCACCACAAUCAUUAAGAUUAUUGUUCAUUAGAUCUGAGUUUACACCUUACGGGGCUGUACUGAAGAAAACUGCCAGGGUCAACUUCCCGAUGAUAUUAGAUUUAACAAGAUUCGUUUCUGAUGGAAUAUGGGAGGAAAAUCCUGAUCUCAAGAAAAUGAUGAUAUCAAAUGGACUCACAAAUAAUCACAUGAAUGGGGAUAUACCGACGUCUCAGUCAUUAUCCAAUCGAAAACGGAUAUUAUAUAAAUUAGAAUCUGCUAUAUUACACUAUGGGUAUACUCAUUCAUCAGGACAUUUCAUCUGUCUAAGAAGAAAGCCUUCUCCUCCUUCCAUUAAGAGUGGAAAUGAGACAGGAUACAGGCCGAGAACUAUAAACAAAUCCUGUCAAGAUGGAUGUCGAUGCGAGUCAUGUUUAUAUUUCGGACCAGUUAGAGAUGGUAUAGAAAAUAAUCAACCUGGUAAAGGCUGGUUGAGAAUUAGCGAUGCGGAUGUCGAGGAAGUAGGCGAAGAAGCUUUGUUAGAAAGCAGAGGUGCUGUGUUCAUGCUGUUCUAUGAGAAAGUUGGAGAAUGCCAAGGAUCUACUUCUAUACCUCUACAAGAGGGUAUCAGUGGCAGUGAUUUGAGAUCGGAAGGAGAUGGGAACGUGAAGCUCAAUAAUGCUUCUCAAGUCAUAUAG
Kwoniella shivajii is the source of this 2220-nucleotide messenger RNA. RefSeq lists its product as uncharacterized. Gene Ontology annotation, molecular function: cysteine-type deubiquitinase activity. The record is from RefSeq and is a predicted model, not a curated record. Gene Ontology annotation, cellular component: cytosol; nucleus. NCBI's taxonomy places the organism in Eukaryota, Fungi, Basidiomycota, Tremellomycetes, Tremellales, Cryptococcaceae. The transcript has 5 exons. Bases 1 to 2220 code for a protein of 739 amino acids. Gene Ontology annotation, biological process: protein deubiquitination.